AUGGUAAAAAAGGUAGUUACAAAAUUAAAAGGCGUUUCUUUCGAAGCACGAAAAAUUUGCGACAAACGUGGGGACAACAAUAUGAGGGGAGGGCCAGAUAACAUCAAGAUACAGAAGAUGCCCGUUAAAAAGCGACAGAUAAACGUUCAGGACUUUCCACACCCCGGGAGGUUGACUCCUAUACAGCUACACAAAAAGGGUGAAAAAGUCGAGCUUGUUGUGUAUAGGCUUCACCCCUUUUACGACACGAUAAAAUUGCACAAUUCUGCCCUUGGCGUCGUAGCUCCCUCCAUGGCGCCUCCCCCAGAGUUGCUACCCCGCAUUGAUCACUUGAUGAAACUCGAAAAGGAUGUAAAGAAAAGAAUCGUCAAAAAGGAGCACCAAAUGAGGGUUACGCUUCUCUUUUUAAACGUCCACAAAUUAUGUAACCCCCUUUUGACCCAUAAAAAAGAUUAUCGAACCAGGGAAAUCAAAUUAGGAAGCAGCAAUUCUGUUUUGUCGCUCGCGCAAAGCAGCGGUGUGAGGUACGUCCUGGCGGGGUUAGAUAGUGGCACUUUACACAUUUACAACUUUGCCUAUGCUGAAAAGGGCACAGGAAAAGAACUCCCCACAGAAAAUAUGAGAAAAUGCCCCAAUGACAGUAUGGACAAAAAAAUAAAAAUAUGGAAAAUACGAAAUGGAGAUAAACAGCCUUUAAAUAAGAGCCAUACGAAUAAGAAAUUCAUUUUAAGUUUUAUUUGCGAAGGGGCAUUUGAUGAGCACAUCGCAACACGCAUGUUUCACCCGAGUGUGCACAAUAACAUAAUUAUUCCUCUCUCUAAGGAGGUUAUAAAAAUAGCCAACAUAGUAGCGAGAAAGAGUGCAGCUAAUAACCUGACCCGGUCAGGCAAAACUACCCGAAUUUUCAAAGAAUGGACAGCACGCUUUACUGCCAAUUCGGAAGACAAAAAUUACACAGAAUUCUCCAGUGCCACUGGAAUGUUUUCCCAUUUGUGUAGCAACAACUGUCCAAUGUUAACCAAAAAUAACUUCCAAAGUGUUCACAAAAUUCGGAUGAUAAGCAAAGAAGAAGAGAAAUUUUAUGAGAAAAAUUUCUUAAAAAAUAUGAACAGAUUGAGAAAAAAAAAAAUUCCAACUGGUAGUAGCUAG
Messenger RNA from Plasmodium inui San Antonio 1, 1149 nucleotides. RefSeq lists its product as hypothetical. Gene Ontology annotation, molecular function: protein binding. The record is from RefSeq and is a predicted model, not a curated record. The transcript is spliced from 5 exons. NCBI's taxonomy places the organism in Eukaryota, Apicomplexa, Aconoidasida, Haemosporida, Plasmodiidae. Bases 1 to 1149 code for a protein of 382 amino acids.